AUGGAUACAGCAACAGUCAGCUUGAAAGCGCCGUUGGCGCGCCAGGCAGCAAAUGAGCAUCAAGAACAGAUCGGAUUCUUCUGCACCACUUUCAUGCGAAUACACUUCGCACUAACCAUGACAUGUAUGGUUAAUUCUACAGCGUUAGCAGUAAAGAAUGAAGCAAAUUCGAAUAUCACACUAAUAGAGGAGAUCGAUCUGGUGUCCAAUGGGAAAUGUGGUGCAACAGAUGAAGAUGGUCAUCAAAAGAUAGUUGUGGAUUACGGUGGAGAACUAAUCUGGACGAGCUACGAACAAAAUCUGAUUUUCUCUGGAACAUUCUGGGGCGCCCUGGUUACAGUACUCCCUUCUAUGUUCUUCAUCGAGAGAUUCUCACCACGUCAUGUCCUUCAGAUAGCUGUGGCUGUAUAUAUUGUGAUUACUGUAAUUACACCGUUUCUGGCGACUCAUUUCGGAUAUUUUGCGGUUUUUAUUGCGAGAGUUGGCAUGGGAUUGGGAGAGGGUUUCAUAAUCCCCACCAACAACGCAAUCAUCGGAAAUUGGUUCCCAAGUUCUGAAAAAAGUACAGCAUUAUCGAUAUUCACACUCGGCAACCAGAUCGCAUCGGCCGGUGGGAGUCCGGUAGUAGCGGCGAUUUGUGCAUCAGAGUUGGGAUGGGCGGCCACUUUUUAUUUUGCUGGAAUCUUCGCCACAAUCUGGUCAAUAAUUUGGUUUUUCACCGCCUCGAGUCACCCGUCUAAAGUGAAAAUGAUGACGAAAAAAGAGAGAGAAUAUUUGCUAGAGAAUGUUGUCAAAAAAGUUCAUAAGUCUAAAAAAUCUCCAUCAGUCCCUUAUGCCAAAAUCCUGACGUCUUCCGCAUUCUUGGCACAACUUCAGUGCCAAUUUUUCGUCAAUUUAAUCAUGACACUUUUUCAAAUCUACCUUCCCGCCUACUUCAAGGAAGUCCUUCAUUUGGGAGUUAUUGCGAUUGUUUGGGGGAUUGGGAUUGAUAAGUGUAAGGAGAAGAAGAUUUUGAGCGACACGGCAGCGGUGAAGAUUUCGCACGGAUUUGCCAGCUACGGAGGUGCAUUCUCACUACUCCUUCUCGCUUUCUUUGUUGACUGCUCGAAUCCAACGACUGCACUUUUCAUAUUCUGUCUGAUGUAUUGUUCGAUGGGAACUUUUGUCAGUGGAUUCUACACUUCAUUACUCAGUCUAGCACCUCAAUACACUGCGACAAUGUCAGCGAUUUCGAUGUUUUGUGCAAUGAUUGGACGGUUGUCGACACCAGCGUUUGCAAGUAUUUUGAGGAAAGAGGGAACCGCUUCGGAAUGGCAAAACAUCUUCAUCGGACUAGCUGUAGCCCAUAUUAUCUCUGGCUCUAUUUUCCUGGUUUUCGGAUCUGGAGACCUUCAAGAAUGGGCAAAAACAGAAGAGCAAGAGACAGAGUUAUCGGAGAAGGAGAAACUAAAAGCAGUCGAAGAUGGAGUUGUUGAGGAAGUAGAUGUGAGAAUAGAGAGGAUUGCAACAUUGGUGAAAGAGGAUUCUUUGUGUCUUUGA
Messenger RNA from Caenorhabditis remanei, 1539 nucleotides. RefSeq lists its product as uncharacterized. The transcript is spliced from 10 exons. The record is from RefSeq and is a predicted model, not a curated record. Gene Ontology annotation, molecular function: transmembrane transporter activity. The coding region runs from base 1 to 1539 and encodes 512 amino acids. Gene Ontology annotation, biological process: monoatomic anion transport; transmembrane transport. Lineage: Eukaryota; Metazoa; Nematoda; Chromadorea; Rhabditida; Rhabditidae.